Aureobasidium musti is the source of this 1149-nucleotide messenger RNA. Lineage: Eukaryota; Fungi; Ascomycota; Dothideomycetes; Dothideales; Saccotheciaceae. The record is from the annotation of a GenBank genome assembly.
AUGCACCACGCCUCCAAACACAUCCAAGCCAAUGUUGGCAAGCUUGAACAAGACCUCGAACACUUUGCAGAACAACGACUUCAAGUGUCCGCUAAGCUGCAGAAAUGGUUUGCGAUUCAUCAUCGCGAUGGCACAUGGGAUAUCAAAAAUCCUUGCCUCAAGUGUUUGCUGCUCUUCAACAAGAUCGACCAGCUUUACUUCGCGGCCUGUGCUGAUAUCAGAGAUAUGAUGACGGUGCUUGAGAAAGGUCUGAGGGCGUCUGCAUUACUUUACAAGGUCAUGAACAAGGGUCAAACACAAGCCCAAACUCUGGGUGAAUUUUGUGCGCCGCUGCUACGGAAUUUGGAGUCGGCCGAGUGUAUGCUGCAAGCUCUGGAGGACGAUGCCGAGAAGCGGAAGGGUUGGCCACAAGUGCUUUCAAGCGAACAAUACUCUGCAACAGCCUCGCAACCUGAAAAUGAUGAGAAUCAGAACCACUCAGAGGGAGACAAUGCUAAGACUGAGGUCAUUACCGAUUCAACAGCUAUCACCGUCUCCCGUGUCAACUGGGCCUUUGGCGAUGAAGUUCAUGUUCUUGAGCGCUUCCAGCACAUGGCGGGACUAAAAGAUGGUGAGGUCAAGUUCGCCAUACAUCCCAACGGUGAUCUCUCGGCUCAGCAGUGGUUCCAGUCUGGUGGUCAGUGGUUCAACAUUGGUCAUCAUUCCAGGUCCCUCAUGCGUAUUGAGGGUAGUCUUGCCUCGCAUCGUUUGAGAGAAGAGGUGGAGCUGCGCGUUCAUGGUCUCCCUCAGAAUAGCCUUGGGUACUUCAAGGCAGUUGCGAGGCAACAUGAGGCAUUCACGAUGAAGCUGCCAUUUGGCCUAGAAGAGCUUCAAGCUUGUCUGACCAAUGGCUCUGUCAACCGUGCUGGGCAAGAGAUGGCAAACACUUCAUCAGCUAUCGAAACUGCAACCCGAUUGGAGGCUGAGCCUGGUAAUGCUGAGACAGCGGAUGAAGACAACACCGAUGAUGCCAAGUCGAAACAGGUGAAGAGCAAAAGAGCAAGUCGAAGAAACAGAAGAAGAAGAAGGGUAGACGGUGAAGGAGUUGCAUCUCGAAGGCCAGGAUCAUGGCCAACAUACCCGUCAGAAGACACAGGACUUUCGCAGUAA